Molecule: messenger RNA, 1050 nt
Organism: Cotesia congregata
Lineage: Eukaryota; Metazoa; Arthropoda; Insecta; Hymenoptera; Braconidae
Source: the annotation of a GenBank genome assembly
AUGGAAGAUGGUUAUACCUUUAUCAAAAAAAACACACUUGUGUAUGAGUGGGAAAUAGAUCAAGCAAGCUCGCGCAUAGUAUACAGAGAAAAUCAACCUCUCACCACUUUAAAAUCAUCAACAUUUUCUACACAAGCUGAAAUUGCACAUAAGCUGGGCCUUAAAUUGUAUUUCAAUAGUGAUAAAUAUAAACGUAACGAUUUUUUGGAGUUAUUUAUAAGUAAUUUAGGAAAUAAUUGUGUAAAAGUUGAUUUUUCAAUUGGCAUCUUAAAUAGUCAACGAAAAAGAUGUUUGGUGCAAGAUCUUGCAUUAACUUUGAUUGCGGGAAGUACUAGAGGUUUUUAUGAAGGUUUCAGAAAACAAUUAUUAUUGGCAAAUAAAUCGUUAUUAAUGCCCAAUGAUUUAUUAACAAUAUGUGCUGAAGUGACGAUAAAAGAAGAAACUAAAAUUCCAGUUGGAAAAUUAUUAAUUUCUCCAAAAAGUCACUUAUCAACAGAUUUUAGAGUUCUUUACAACAGCAGAGAAUGCAGCGAUGUCACGAUUGUUAUUGGAGAUGAAAAAAUAAAAGCUCACAGAUUAAUGCUAAAAACACGCAGUCCAGUUCUAGCAGCAAUGUUUACUCACGAGUUAGAUGAAAAAAAAUCCAAUCAAGUUUUUAUAACAGACAUAACAGCUGAUACCUUUCAGAAGCUCUUGGAAUUUAUUUACACUGAUGAAGUUUCAGAUUUGAAUGCCAUCGCUGAGGAUUUACUGGAAGCCGCUGAUAAAUACCAGAUAUUGUCACUUAAAGAGAUGUGUGAAGUAUCCCUCUGCAAAUCCUUGGAACCUGAAAACGCCAUUAGAAGGAUGGACCUCGCUGAUCGGCACAAUGCUCCGUACUUGCUGGAAUAUGUCACUAAAUGCAUCAUAGCUGAUCCUGGGAAAAUUAUCGAAACUGAGGAUUUUGGAAAAUUCGAAAAAUUCAAUCCGCAUUUGGGGUUGAAAUUGUUCAAGAGACUCGCGGUUGCUAAUAUUGACAAUAAGGGUGUCAUUAAGUAUUCAACAACUUAA